AUGUGUGUAUCCGUUCUUAUACAACAACACGGUCUUCAUGGUUUUCCAUUGCUUAGGAAUUUUGCAUUCCGACACAUAACAAGUGAAGAGCCUCGCCAAUGUGAUGACGAGGACGGUUGGUGUUGCGUAAUUCUGUCGAGACCGAGUGAAGGACGAUUCUUCACCGAUAUGAUGGCAGUUGGAUUUAGGAAGGGAGAACCUCAGAAAAUACAAGUCCUUAAAUCAGAUGAUGAGGGGACAAGUGGACGUGGUUGUCGAAGAGAUCUGAGUAGAAGUCGUGAAUGA
Messenger RNA from Necator americanus (New World hookworm), 285 nucleotides. RefSeq lists its product as uncharacterized. The transcript has a single exon. The coding region runs from base 1 to 285 and encodes 94 amino acids. The record is from RefSeq and is a predicted model, not a curated record. Lineage: Eukaryota; Metazoa; Nematoda; Chromadorea; Rhabditida; Ancylostomatidae.